Molecule: messenger RNA, 1671 nt
Organism: Aspergillus terreus NIH2624
Lineage: Eukaryota; Fungi; Ascomycota; Eurotiomycetes; Eurotiales; Aspergillaceae
Exons: 2
Coding region: 1-1671 (556 amino acids)
Source: RefSeq, a predicted model, not a curated record
AUGGAAGAAAACACCCCACGUCCAGCCAUCAUCAACACUCCGGAAGGCUCUGCCGGAGCCGACGAAAAUAACACGCAGACCAGUGCGGCGAAAAACCCGGCCAUUAAAGACCGCAAAUGUCAGUACUGCCACCAGGCCUUCACGUCCUCUUCGCUUGGUCGCCAUCUCGAUCAGUUUCUUUUCAAGAAGAAGCCCGAUGGUGUUCAUGACGUCGAGGAGAUCCGGCGCAUUCGGAGUGGCAUCACCCGUCGACAGGCUCGGACCUCGUCGGCGAAGCGCGACACCCCUGAACGCGCCACGGGAAAGGGCCAUCUGGAUGCAUACAAUGCUGGUGAAUCCAGUGGGAAGUCGAGGGACGGCGUGCGGAUGAUGUUCAAUACCCCGACAUGGCAUGCGACCGGUGUCAUCAACGAUAUACCUAAUCCUAGUCAAGCCCAGGACAACCUGGGCUCCAGAUUCGCCUCUUCGCAGUCCCGAACUGGCUCUCUGAAUCUCCCGGACUACGCGAGCCGAGGCGCGACUGCGAACAAUCCAGACACUACGCGCGCGCUAGAGCUGGCGCUGCGGGAGGUGCUGGACAACAUUAAAGCUGCCACUUCCCGGUUGCGCCCGCGUGUAUCUCCGUUCGACUUUGAUAUCCAGUCUCAGACGUUCCCUUCGCUCUGCCUGCAGUUACUGCCACCUCCUCCCAGCCUGUUCGCGACGAACCCUUUCCCGUCAACCACAUCGUUUCCGCUCCAGCCCCCAGGCAUAGAACAUGUUGAGAUUGUUCGACAGGCGCUUCGCGCGAAGAUCGACCAGUGGCAGUCAGAUCAGCUCUCAGCUGAAUCAUCAUCGACUACCACUCAGUCCAAUAGGGCGGGACUCGAUUCCAGCAUGAUCUCGAAAAGCGCUCAGCAGCAUGAAGAGAUUAGCUCGAGACACCUGGAUCUGGCAUUCAAACACUGGGCGUCGCUACACGCCGACACGAGACGGGACGCCUGGCAACUCGAAAUCACUCGCGCGUUCGCCCGGGAAAUCGAGAAGCGUAAAAGCCUGGACGACCAGCUCGCUCGGGUGCAGCAGGAAGCGAACCAGCUCCGCGCUCAGGUCGAAAGGCUGGGCUCGUGUCAAUGGCCCCGGGAGUUUGCGCUUUUCCCUCCAGAUACGCUGCCGUUGCCGCGAGACGUCGCGCGCGAGUUGGAUGCAAAGGAGAGCCAGAUCAGUCCCGAUUCGGAUCGCUGGGACUACGACAGUGUGGUGGCCAAGUGGAAACGCGUGGUGAUGCAUGAUAAGAGCAUGGGCCGCAUUGGCCUCGGUUAUACCAGCCCGAUUGUGGAUGACACAGACGCAAGACAUCGCACCGGAGAGGACUCGGCGAACCCAUCCAGACCGAGAAUCCUGCAACCCCCAGCGGCUGUCAGCCCCUCGGUCCAAUCCCCGUCCCAGACAGGCGGUCCGUCGGCGCCCUCGAGCCAGCAUAACUCUCCCUACCUCCAGCAGCAGGAUGGACACCAGAGCCCCAACGCGGGGCCGCCAGCCAAACGUCCGCGUCUUAUGAACGGCCACAACGCCGGCAAUACCUCUAGCAGCGCUGAAGGGGCUUCGGCCUCAUCUCCGAGCGGUAUCCCUCGGGUGUGGAAUCCACCACAGACAGCGGAGCAGUCCUCCCCUCCGCCUGAUGGAGCAUAG